GUGUGCGAGAGUGUGUGCGAGAGUGUGUACGUACACGCCUUCGGGGGCCGAGUGACACUGCAGUGGGCUUCUCCCUAGCCUCAGCCUUCCGGCUGCUCAACCCCCAACCUGCCGCACCGCUUUUGGAAAGCAGCUUGGUGGCUCUUCGUCUUCCCGAGCCUUCCUCUCCAUCCUUUCAUCCACCCCUGGCCAACCUUACUUUUUCUUUUACCCACCCGGCCGCAGCAGACCGCCCCUCAACCGGUGCAGACACCCAAGCCGUCUCCAAUUCUUCCCUAAGCCAAUAUUUCCCCACCUUUCUCUGGAGCCCCCUCCACGAGCCAGUCCAAGGCUCCCCCAUCCUUGGAAAUUGUUUUGUUGGGCUGCUGUACCGAGGCGUGUAAAGCUCGAGGGCUUUAUUAUUAUUUUGAUUCUUUUCAUUUCCUCCCCUUCUGGGCAACGGAGCAAUGAAAUUUCCAAUCGAGACGCCAAGAAAGCAGGUGAACUGGGAUCCUAAAGUGGCCGUUCCUGCAGCAGCCCCGCCGGUGUGUCAGCCCAAGAGCACCACUAACGGGCACCAACCCCACCCGGCUCCUCGCCUCUCCAUUUCCUCCCGCGCCACGGUGGUAGCCAGAAUGGAAGGCGCCUCCCAGGGGGGCCUGCAGACCGUCAUGAAGUGGAAGACCGUGGUUGCCAUCUUUGUGGUCGUGGUGGUCUACCUCGUCACGGGAGGUCUCGUCUUCCGGGCACUGGAGCAGCCCUUUGAGAGCAGCCAGAAGAACACCAUCGCCCUGGAGAAGGCGGAAUUCCUGCGGGAUCACGUCUGCGUGACUCCCCAGGAGCUGGAGACGUUGAUCCAGCACGCCCUUGAUGCUGACAAUGCGGGAGUCAGUCCCAUAGGAAACUCCUCCAACAGCAACAGUCACUGGGACCUGGGAAGUGCCUUUUUCUUUGCUGGAACCGUCAUCACCACCAUAGGGUAUGGGAAUAUUGCUCCAAGCACUGAAGGAGGCAAAAUCUUUUGUAUUUUAUAUGCCAUCUUUGGGAUUCCACUCUUUGGUUUCUUAUUGGCUGGAAUUGGAGACCAACUUGGAACCAUCUUUGGGAAAAGCAUUGCAAGAGUGGAGAAGGUCUUUCGAAAAAAGCAAGUGAGUCAGACCAAGAUCCGGGUCAUCUCAACCAUCCUGUUCAUCUUGGCUGGCUGUGUUGUGUUUGUGACGAUCCCUGCUGUCAUUUUUAAAUAUAUCGAGGGAUGGACGGCCUUGGAAUCCAUUUAUUUUGUGGUGGUCACUCUGACCACGGUGGGAUUUGGUGAUUUUGUGGCAGGGGGAAACGCUGGCAUCAAUUACCGGGAGUGGUAUAAGCCCCUAGUGUGGUUCUGGAUCCUGGUCGGCCUUGCCUACUUUGCAGCUGUCCUCAGUAUGAUCGGAGACUGGCUGCGGGUUCUAUCCAAAAAGACAAAAGAAGAGGUCGGUGAGAUCAAGGCCCACGCAGCCGAGUGGAAGGCCAAUGUGACGGCCGAGUUCCGGGAGACCAGGCGGCGCCUCAGUGUGGAGAUCCACGACAAGCUGCAGCGGGCAGCCACCAUCCGCAGCAUGGAGCGCCGGCGCCUGGGCCUGGACCAGCGGGCCCACUCGCUGGACAUGCUGUCUCCAGAAAAACGCUCCGUCUUCGCCGCCCUGGACGGUGGCCGCUUCAAGGCCUCCUCCCAGGAGAGCAUCAACAACCGGCCCAACAACCUGCGCCUUAAGGGGUCGGAGCAGCUCAAUAAGCACGGACAAGGGGCCUCUGAGGACAACAUCAUCAACAAGUUCGGGUCCACGUCCAAACUCACCAAGAGGAAAAACAAAGACCUCAAAAAGACCUUGCCUGAGGAUGUGCAGAAAAUCUACAAGACCUUCCGGAAUUACUCUCUGGAUGAAGAGAAGAAGGAGGAGGAGACAGAAAAGAUGUGUAACUCAGACAACUCCAGCACAGCCAUGCUGACCGAGUGCAUCCAGCCUCAGGCUGAGCUGGAGAACGGAAUGGUACCCACAGACACCAAAGACAGGGAGCUUGAGAACAACUCGUUACUUGAAGACAGAAACUAAACGUCAAAGAUGUUGGACUUGGACUAAGCAUUGUGUGGUCUUUUUUUUUUUUUUUUAAAUAUUAUAUAUAUAUAUAUAUAUUCACACUGAGACACGUGCCUUAAACAGACUUCUUAUUAGUCCAAAAUUACAUAGCAUUGAAGAAUAUAUUUCACUGUGCCAUAAACGACUGAAAGCUUGCUCUGCCAAAAUGAGUCCAAGAACAAGAGGUUCAUUUCAGAUAGCAGCCGCAGGACACACCGGGGGAGCGCGCUCCUGCACACAGCAAGCAGAUGCACGUGGCAGGUUCCACCUCAGGUGGGAAGGUGGAUGCAGUACCGCCGUGCAGCGCUGCCCUGGCACAACACCUAGACAAGGGCAGCUGUUCCUUAGGCCAGCCUCCGACAGGAAUAGUUGUGUCUUUUAGGUUUCCACAACUUACCAUCCGUGAUCUGUCACACGGUGGCGGCGGGGGCUGUUCGCUGGUGAGCUGGGAACUAACUGCAACUAGGUUUAGAGCUGACGUUUUGGCAUGUGCUCUGAGCUUGAAUUUUGAUACAAACCAUUCCGUGCGUAAUACCUACUCUUUCUGAGCUCCAAAUGAAUGUCCGUGGGACCCGAGAGCACCUGGAAUUUGUUGGAAGUGGAUCAGAGCACACAUAUUAAAAGGUGCAAUUGCUUUUUCUCAUUACAAAA
Molecule: messenger RNA, 2744 nt
Organism: Urocitellus parryii (Arctic ground squirrel)
Lineage: Eukaryota; Metazoa; Chordata; Mammalia; Rodentia; Sciuridae
Source: RefSeq, a predicted model, not a curated record